GAAUAUGAUCCUCUUUCAUAUUCAUAUUCAUAACGAAUGCCUCUUGUUCAAUCUUCAUUUUUAUUAUUAUUAAUUAACUUCAUUCACAUCUCUCUCAAGCUCACUUCAAUAAAUAAAUAAAAACCCUGCGUGUUUCAAUUCAAUUCAAUUAUUCAAUUUUCAUCGUUCACGUUUUCUGAAUCGGGACGGAAAUGCUUUCUUCUCGGUAAUUCUCAUCAAAGAUCGAAACUUUCGAUUUGCUUUUGUCUCAAACGACAGGUUGUUUUCGUUUUCUCUUUCUGGUUAUUGGAGCUGAAGUUUAUGAGGGAGUUUGCUGCGAAUUCGACUCCCUGAUUCUGAAAUUAGGAUCAACUGUCUUUGGUUUUCUGUUGGCCUAUAAUGUCAGGGUAUGAAGGGCAAUGUAGUACUGAUGAAAUUAGAGAGAGGAGAUCGGAUGUUGAGAACUCAGAAGACGAGAGGCGGUCGUCUAAAAUUGGAACCCUCAGGAAGAAGGCAAUGAAUGCUUCGUCUAAAUUCACCCAUUCCCUUAAGAAAAGAGGAAAGAGGAAAAUUGAUUAUAGGGUUCCGGCAGUAUCCAUUGAGGAUGUAAGAGAUGAGGGAGAGGAGACUGUGGUCCAUGAAUUGCGCCAAAGACUUAUUGAAAGGGGAUUGUUACCACCUAGGCAUGAUGACUACUAUACAUUGUUAAGGUUUCUUAAAGCUCGGGAUUUUAACAUUGAGAAGACAAUUCAGAUGUGGGAAGAAAUGCUUUUGUGGCGAAAGGAAUACGGAACUGAUACCAUCCUUGAGGAAUUUGAGUUUGAAGAGCUAGAAGAAGUAUUGCAGUAUUAUCCUCAAGGGUACCAUGGAGUUGAUAAGGAAGGUAGACCAGUUUACAUUGAGAGGCUUGGGAAAGCUCAUCCAAGUCGCCUGAUGCGCAUCACCACAAUAGAUCGAUAUUUGAAGUACCAUGUCCAGGAGUUUGAAAGGGCUCUGCAGGAGAAAUUUCCUGCAUGUUCCAUUGCAGCAAAGAGACGGAUAUUUUCAACAACAACAAUAUUGGAUGUACAGGGGUUGGGAAUGAAAAAUUUCACUCGUACUGCUGCCAAUCUCUUGGCUGCUAUGACAAAAAUAGAUACCAAUUACUAUCCUGAGACUUUACAUCAAAUGUAUAUUGUCAAUGCUGGUUCUGGCUUUAAGAAGAUGCUCUGGCCUGCUGCACAGAAGUUUUGUGAUCCCAAAACUAUUGCAAAGAUACAGAUUCUUGACUCUAAGUCUUUAUAUAAAUUACUGGAAGUCAUUGACUCUAGUCAGUUGCCAGACUUUCUGGGUGGUUCAUGUACAUGUCCCACUGAAGGUGGAUGUCUCAAGACUAGCAAGGGUCCAUGGAAUGAUCCUGAUAUCAUUAAGCUGGUACAUAGUGCUGAGGCAACAUUGGUUAGGCAACUCUCUAGAGCGUCCAAUGAACAACAGAAUUUUGACUCCUUUCAAGUACACUCAUUGAAGGGUCGAUGCAGUGAUUCAUCAACAGCAGAAUCAGGGUCUGAUAUUAAUGAUUACUCCUCUCCGACCAGACAAAGGAGCAGUACUCAUCUUCGUUUAGCCCCAGUUGAUGAAGAAGUCAGGGUACCAGAUCUAAAUGGCUACUACAGCUGUGACGAUAGUGCUCCCACAACUGAGAAAGUAGUAGAAAAUGGUCAGUUUCACCUUUCUCAGAAGCAAUCAUUGCAAACUAACGACAUGGAGAAUGUUACUCAUAGGACGAUUUCAGAAGGUACUUCAGUCAACAAUUUGUUCCGCAUCAUUAAGGAAAUAGUAGAGAAGACAAAUCAUUUAUAUGUGACUAGAGUGCUCGCAUCUUUCAUGGAAAGACUCAUUACAUUCAUCCGCAGUUUAAGAUUUGAGUUUUGGAGAACACAGAACAAUGUUCACCCAUCAAAUACCACGGAACAUAACAUUAAUAACCAUUCAGCCGCUGUUGAAGCAGCUUUUGAAAGAGAUCAUAUUCUUCCUUGUGCACAACGGCUUCAGAGACUAGAAAAAGUAUUUGAGGAACUGAACAACAAACCUUAUGGUAUGCCCCUGGAAAAGGAGAAAAUGCUAAUGGAUUCCAUGGAUAGGAUCAAAUCUGUUGAAUUUGACCUUGAAAAAACAAAGCGGGUAUUGCAUUCUGCAGUGAAGCAGCAGCUUGAGAUUGCUGACUUGGUGGAGAACUUGCAGAAAUCAAACUGUCGACAAAGAAGGCUAUUCUGUUGAAUCAUCUCAUCUGAGUUUCAGAGACAAGAGCUCUUUACACCACACAAGAAUACUUCCUUUAAAUAUCAGAUUUACUUACACGUAGAUUGGACACAAGGAAGCCUGAGGCAGGGAGUACAAAAUCAAAGCCUAAUAACACAGAGACCUGGGGAGCAUACACAGUACAGAGUUCACUUUGUAUUAUAAAUAUAUAAUUUAGGUUUCAUGUCAAAUGCUUUCCCCUCAUAUUCCACAGUAAAUAGGUGACAAAAACUUUGUAGUUUUGCUUGGACGAUAUGUUUUUAAUGUAGAGAAUAGAAAGAUAAUAGAAAAGUUUAUAAUGCCGAAAAAGGUUUUUGAAAAAUAUUUGGCUGACACUGAAAUAAUAAAUCAGCAGAUAGUGUGUGACAAUUGUCUAUUUUCUCUA
Messenger RNA from Lotus japonicus, 2641 nucleotides. RefSeq names its product phosphatidylinositol/phosphatidylcholine transfer protein SFH13. Bases 379 to 2235 code for a protein of 618 amino acids. The record is from RefSeq and is a predicted model, not a curated record. The transcript is spliced from 15 exons. NCBI's taxonomy places the organism in Eukaryota, Viridiplantae, Streptophyta, Magnoliopsida, Fabales, Fabaceae.